Messenger RNA from Arachis stenosperma, 1204 nucleotides. RefSeq lists its product as uncharacterized. The record is from RefSeq and is a predicted model, not a curated record. Lineage: Eukaryota; Viridiplantae; Streptophyta; Magnoliopsida; Fabales; Fabaceae. Bases 57 to 938 code for a protein of 293 amino acids. The transcript has a single exon.
AGAAAAGAAAAAAAACAAUUCCUCUCUCUCUCUUCCCUUUCACAUUUCCUUCAAUAAUGGAAGAAGAGCAUGCUCGUAUGAUCGAAGACAAGAACAAUUAUAAUGAAUUUCAAGAAGUCAAGGAACAAAGAGAGGGAAUAGCAAUGGUGGAAGAGAAACAAGAGGAAGAGGAAGAAGAAGCGCUCUCACUCUGCGACAUGCCGCUCAAUCAAAACUCCAGAUCGGCCAGCAAGUGCAACAGCAUGGACGACGCGUCAUUCACCAAGAUCCUUCGUCGAUCGCCACCGUCGUCAUCGUCUAUGACGGACACCACGGAGCUCUUCGAGUUCUUUAGCGGAUUCAGCAGCAGCAGCAGCUCCGACAUGUGCCCCGCUGAUGACAUCAUCUUCUGCGGAAAACUCGUUCCGUUCAAAGACAGACAAGGACCAACGCAGAACCAUAUGAGGAAUCACGACGUCGUGGAAACGAAGAAACCGCCACUUCGUCGCCGAAGAUCCGAGUCACUCUCCUCCGUCGUCACUCGAUCGAACAGUGUCACCACCGGUUCUCGCCGCUUCAUGAUGAGGAACAGCAGGUCUUUGGAUUAUCGAAGGCUACACGAACAUUCCAGCUCCGCCAUAUCGCAGGUUCCGGAAGUUGAUCGGAAUUUGUCGUCGAGGAGUGUUGCGGAGGUUGCGACGGCGAAGAAGGCAAUGAAGCCGCGGUGGUACUCUCUUGUGUUCGGAACAAUGAGGGUUCCGCCGGAGAUGGAGCUCAGCGACAUGAAGAAUCGGCAGGUUCGCCGGAACAGCUCCGGUGCGAUGUUUCCGGCGAUGGACUCCGGCGCCGCCAACCGGAGCUCCGGCAAGGUGUCGUGGAAGAUUCUAAAGGCGUUGAGUUGCAAAGACCACAGCAGUGUGGCCGUAACGACGUCGUUUGCAUUGCCACAGGCUUCAUAGGAGGUCACGUGAUGUGCACGCUUUUUUUAUUUUUGGUAUUGUGACGUGAUUGACCUAGGGGAUUUAGGUGGGUGACACCAACUGUUAUUUGCAUGGGAAGGGGUAUUUUAGUCAUUGAAGUGUUGCUUGGGUGUGAGGAUAAAUUAAAAUGCGAAUUUCUAGUAUCAUAGUAAUGAUAUGGACUUCACGGAGAAGGGAAGAUUCUGUACAGUGGCAAUCCAUGAGGGCAUAAUCCCUCAGACUAAAUGAAAGGAUUUGUUUAUUUA